GAAAUACAAAGGAUUAUAAGAAAAUAUGAACAACUAUAUGCCCACAAAUUGGACAAUUUGAAAGAAAUGGAUGAAUUCCUAGUUACAUACAUUCUUCCAAAACUGAAUCAAGAAGAAACAAAAUCUGAACAGACUACAACUAAUGAAACCAAAGCAGUGAUCAAAAAACUCCCAGCAAACAAAUGUCCUGGACUAGAUGGCUUCACAGGAGCAGCGGCAGUGGCAUGGAAGAAUCCUAUUUCAAGUUGGUUUACUGCUAUGCUCCACUGUUUUGGUGGAGGAAUUUUAUCCUGUUUACUGCUUGCAGAGCCUCCAUUGAGGUUUCUUGCAAACAACACUAAUAUAUUACUGGCAUCUUCAAUCUGGUAUAUUGUUUUUUUUUGCCCAUGUGACCUAGUUUCCCAGGGCUAUUCUUUUCUACCUGUUCAACUCUUGGCUGCAGGAAUGAAGGAAGUGACCAGAACUUGGAAAAUAGUAGGUGGAGUCACACAUGCUAAUAGCCAUUACAAAAAUGGCUGGAUAGUCAUGAUAGCUAUUGGAUGGGCCCGAGGUGCAGGUGGUAGCAUUAUCACAAAUUUUGAGCUAUUGGUAAAAGGAGGUUGGAAACCACAAGCUGAUGAAUGGAUGAAGAUGUCCUACCCUGCCAAGGUAACCCUGCUGGGGUCAAUUAUCUUCACAUUCCAGCACACUGAGCACCUGUCAAUAUCAAGGCAUGAUCUUGUGUUCCUCUAUACUAUGUUUCUUGUGGUCACAAAGAUAAUCAUGAUGACUACAGAGACCUCUAUUGUGCCUUUUGCUCCUUUUGAGGCUACAGUAAGUCGGAUAUUGUUUGGCUGGCAGCAGUUCUUACCAUGUGAAAAGAAAAGUGAAAUAAGCACAUCGACCACAAAGUCUACAGCUGUUAUUUCAGAUAAAGUUAAAAAGAAGGGCACUAAGAAGACUGAGUAAAUUUACUUGAUGUGUUUUAGAAGGCAAAAAAAUUUCUUAUCUACCUAGCAGACUGUGAUAAGUAUUUCUAUUGUAAAUGAUGUGAAAUAAAGAUUACACAUAAGGAAUGGAGGUGACAAAAAGAAAGAACUUCUUUCUUUUUCAGGGAGACUAUUCCUUUCUGGAUUGUAAUUCUCCAGUGUUGUGAGUGUAUCAUGUGAAAUUGUUCUUCUAAGUUAUAUAAAAAUAUUGUGGUUAUCUUAUAGUUUUAUAUUGAUAAAAGCAGGCUAGAUUUUUUCAGUGUUAGAGAAAGUGAACCUAUUAUCAUUGCAAAAUUACAAAAAUUAAAUUCUUUUUAUUUUUUUUAGAUAUUUUAAAAUUUAUUUGAGCUUUAGUUUAGCAAAAUUAAACUUCUAUUUCAUAUUACCAUUAUAAUUUUUAGAUAUGGAAAACAAUUCCUGUUUAAUUUGAACACGGGGAAGAGUAAACUUUACCUAAAUCACUUUAUAUUGCAAAGAAAGUAAAUUACUAGUUUAUAUCUCAGAUAUAAACAUUGUAUAUUUUGCCCACAUUAAAUGGAAAUAUCUGAAAUUUCAUU
Eptesicus fuscus (big brown bat) is the source of this 1525-nucleotide messenger RNA. RefSeq names its product transmembrane protein 38B (gene TMEM38B). The coding region runs from base 67 to 948 and encodes 293 amino acids. NCBI's taxonomy places the organism in Eukaryota, Metazoa, Chordata, Mammalia, Chiroptera, Vespertilionidae. Gene Ontology annotation, biological process: potassium ion transmembrane transport. Gene Ontology annotation, molecular function: potassium channel activity; identical protein binding. The transcript has 6 exons. The record is from RefSeq and is a predicted model, not a curated record. Gene Ontology annotation, cellular component: membrane.